Molecule: messenger RNA, 6737 nt
Organism: Ictalurus furcatus (blue catfish)
Lineage: Eukaryota; Metazoa; Chordata; Actinopteri; Siluriformes; Ictaluridae
Product: homeobox protein TGIF2
Exons: 2
Coding region: 1967-3205 (412 amino acids)
Biological process (GO): regulation of transcription by RNA polymerase II
Molecular function (GO): DNA-binding transcription factor activity, RNA polymerase II-specific; RNA polymerase II cis-regulatory region sequence-specific DNA binding
Source: RefSeq, a predicted model, not a curated record
CAUGUCGGUGCCUAGCUCACUGGUAUUUUUAUUCAGAAGUGCUAGUUAAAACAUGCCCAGCAGUAUUUGAAGUUUAGGUCAGUCUGUGGAGACCGUUUGCUCGACUUAGUUAGUGUUCGACGUCGACCGGGACAUUUCCUAGCCAAAAAGUAGACGUUUAAGAGGUUAUUUUUCCUCCUUUACUGCCGAGAAUGUUGUUGUCGUACAAGCGGUUUGGAGAUGCUAAUUUUACUCAGCUUUGUGUUUCCACACUUGAACGACUUUCUUCAGUGAGUUAGUAUCCCUGAGAACAAAAGUCUCUCAGAUGUGUAGAAGAAAAAAACAAACAAACAACCGAGCACUAUUGUAUUGAUGCAGACUUCUCGACCUUUUUAAUUAUAUAAUAUAUACUAGAGCCUAAAGUGAACAGCUUUUUUGUUUUGCUUGGAGUUUGGGAAAGUGUGGAAAUGUUCAGCAUGUUUGUAGCUUGUGUGGUGAAUGGAGCAGAGAGGAAGCAGGGGGAUGAAAGGGAGGAAAUUAAAGAGAGGAUAGAUUCACUCCUACUCCUCUUCUCUUCUGAAGAGAACUUGCCUUGACUUAGCUAAUCAUUAUCUCAGCCCUCAGGAUACCUGCUCCAGGCUUUUGUAAGAACCCUUAUCUCGUACAAUUCCGUACCAAACCUUGGGCUAGUUUGAAGUUUUUUCCGUUCAGUUUUAUAGCCUAAAUCGUUUCAGGAAAUUUAGUCACACAAAAGGAAGCGUCGUAAUCUACAGCGACGCUUCGGAUUACAGAGUUGGGUGCGUUCCCGUUUCUCAUCUUAGAUUUUCUUUUGGAUUACGAUUAAAGAAAGCAGCGUGGAAACGUUGCAGACUGUCUGAAACCAUGUUUACGAAAUACAAAGUGUUAUUCAAGUUAACCAAGGACAGGCUGGAAACACGCUUUCCGGGUAGGGUUGCAAGAUCCCCGAUUAACUAGGAAUCAUCGUUUUUGCCUUUGAAUAGAGAUCAGGAUUCUUUGACCGAUUUUGUAAAGUUUAACAUGUAAGCUGUAUUUAUUCAGUUCUUGCAUUACGGUGGCAGUGUUGUAGCUACAUUUUCCUAGCAGCUGUUUGUGAAUGACAGCUCAUCUGCAUUUUGAAUGACCGAUUUACUGCACAUUUGUAUGACAAUAGCCCAGGCCUGAACAAAAAAUACCUGCUAUUUAAUGCAACACUUUUAAAAUUAGAGUAAUGUGUCAGGAGCAGAAUGAGGCAUCCCAAAGUUAAAGGUGAACAAGCAAUAUUAAUUUUGUCUGCUGAGAGCAUUUCAUAAGCCACUUGUGUGUGUGAAAAUAAGUCUUGAUAAACACACCGCCUAACGCAUCACUGGCAGGUUUUGAGCGAGAUGGGAUGUGCAGCCAUGACGCGCUCGCACAGUUUAUUUUACACUCCACCCAUGACUUAGCUGUCUGGCAUUGUUUCUCCCUCUUUUUCCCCCAUGGACUCGCUGCACAUCAGGUCUGUGUGUGAGGUCAUCUGGUACGACGUCUAUAGUCACCGGUCACAAAAUAUACGGGUCAAUUUUGCUGCUCUGUUUUUGUUAUGGCUGCUUGAGUACAAAUACUGCAGAAUCAGAUCUGUACACGGACUUGCACCGAGUACCUUUUGUUGAGCAGUCCUGUUUCAGACUACUGUAUGUUUUGGGGUUCUCAUACUUGAAGUAUGAGCCUUCCUUUGCCGGUAAAGUGUGUUUUUAGAGCUUCAUAUUACCAUGUUCUUCCUUUAAACGAAUCACCACAAGCCAUCCAUCCAUUGAAAUGUAAAGCAGAUCUGCUCCAAGGGAGGUCAGGCCUUUGUAUGUAGAUGUGAAUUUGAUUCACUUUUUUUUUUCUUUUCGGUCUUGUCUUGACAUGAUUCUUAUGUAAAGUGUUUGUUGUAUAUGUGUUACUUUUUUUUAAAAGUGCAGAAAAAUCAAACCCUUUCCCCUCUUUCAUAAGUCAGCACGUUUUUAUGCCACAUGAUUAUUUUAGACCAGUAAUACCUACUGUUGCUUUGAUUUCCACAGUGUUUGAAGAGGAGCACAGUGGAGAGACGGAGUUUUCUGCCAUGUCCGACAGUGAUCCCUGUGAGGAUGACGCUUACCCACUCAAUCUUUCCACCGGUGCCCGUGGAGCUUCUGCCAAGCGUCGCCGCCGGGGGAACCUGCCUAAAGAGUCUGUUCAGAUUCUGAGGAGCUGGCUAUACGAGCAUCGUUUUAAUGCCUAUCCUUCCGAGCAGGAGAAGCUUAGUUUGUCAGGACAGACUAAUCUCUCCAUCUCACAGAUCUGUAACUGGUUUAUCAAUGCACGGCGACGGCUGCUCCCGGACCUGCUUCGGAAGGACGGGAAGGACCCGACUCAGUUCACGAUCUCCCGCCGCGCCAGCAAAUCAGACAGCCGGUCAGUGGGCUCCGCCUCCCCAGAACACUCCACCCCGCCACUGGUCCCCGCAUCCCGCCCAUCUGUCAUCCGCCCUGCCCCCACGUUGGACCUGAGCAUGCUGGGUAAUACAGCGACCGCCAUCUUGACCGGGGCAGGCUGCUUAGUGGGAUCAGGUUUAACAGGCCGAGAUAGUGGUGUCCAGACCCUCAUGCAGGUGGAUACUCGCGGCCUGAUCAAGAAAGAAAGUGUGAAUGGACCUUCUAAUCUAACUACUAUUCCAGGCUCUUCUUCCAGCAGCUCAAGCCUGGGAACGAUGAGUCCUACUGUGGUGCUUUUCAACACGCCGCCCCCUACACCCCCAGAACUCUGUCCACAUGACUUCAGUGACCUCAAGCUGCUCGUAGAUGCAGCUCUACAGAGAGCAGCAGAGCAGGAAAACCAGAGACAGAAGGAGCAGUCUUCAGCUAGAGUACCCAGUUCUGUUCCUGUAUCUGCUUCAGCAACAGAAGCUCCAAGUCGAAACACAGAGCAGGAAAAGAGGCGUGAAAGCCUGAGCUCCGGCACCAAAUCUGACUCUGCUCCGAGCCUACAGGAGAAGGCCAUCGUCCCUGUCUCUGUGCCCGUGUUAAAUGCGUCUGCUUCUUCUCUUCCUGCCAGUAAAGCAGGCGUUAGCCUGCCAGUGGUUCCACAUAGAGUUGCCGGAGCAGUAAAUUUUCAGCCAAAUGGUGUAUGGAGUGUGGUCAGACCAGCUAGCCCACCCCCAACCAGUGUCACACACACCUGGAGCUCCCAGCAUACACUCCACGCUGUCAGAGAAGCAGUCAACUGAGAAAAUCGAAAUGACGGACGUAUGCAUUUAUGAAGGACAAAAAAAGCAACAGCUGAGAAAAGGACAUUCCACACAACCAAGACGAGAAUGAAACACUCCUCUGCUCCUCUGCUGGGAGAAGACAGAUACUCAUGUGGCCAGCAAUGUCAUCAUCGCCUUGACAGUCUCCAGUUGUCAUGGAUGACGUGGAACAUUUCACCUGACGGUUUGGAUAACCCAAAUAGGUCAUACACUAAGUUUACCUUUUAUUGACACAAAGGAUGUGUUUUUAAAGCAGCAAGCCUUUUUAAAACGUUUUUUUUUUUCUGUUGUUUUCACUACACAAGAUUUAUUUCGGGGCCUCUUUACCAUUUCAGCACAACAGCAGUUGAGAACCUUGAUCAGGCUCGGCUUAAAAGGGAAGUAAAUCUUCCAUUUUUAAAAUCUUGAACAUUUUCAGAUCUGUCACAAACAGUGAACUUUCCACACAAGCCCUGGCGGAGUUGUGAUGUUUCUCAGUGUUGCAUAUCUCACUGAUUGGCGAGACAUUUAUGGUUUAUUUGCUUUUAGGACUGCCGUUAGAAGUUACCCAAGUGGCCUUGCUCAGUUAUUGCCUUAGAUAUUUGUUAAAGUAGGGGUAGGCGAUAUGGCAAAAACAUCAUAUCACAAUACUUGUUUACAUGAUACCUGAUUCGGUUUAGCUGAAGUUCAAUUUGAAACACUAGUGAAACAGCACGCCUACAUUAAUCUCCGAAGAGUGUUUUGUGAUAUGAUGCAACAUAAGAUCUACCAGACUUUGAUCUUGUUUUUGCCUAUAUGCUCCUGGCUUAGGGCUAGAUAAGUAGACUAUUAUGUAGCAUGGCUAACUAAUUUUUGUAUAUGACUCUUGAAUGCUCAUUGUGAACCAGCAUGCUACAUUGGAUGAAAAUGCUGGUGAGAGAGAUGCCAGUGUGCAGACAGGGGCUUGGACUUGAUCCUGCUGAGUCUAGGAGCUAUUUUUUUUUCUUUUCUUUUCUUUUCUCUGAAAACCCCUGGCAUGCUGCAGACUUGUUUGUUUGAUACCUCAUUCCAGUGGCCUGAAACCACUGCAAAUGGGACCACGACUUCCAAAUAUCAUCUUUCUUUUCUGUGUUUGUGUGGUCACUCAUACAUUCCUGCACUUUAUUUCUAAGUCUCUAUGUUGCCAGUACUUCAAAACCUUAAUAGAAGCCUCUUUUUUUUUUUUUAUUUAAUUUUUUAAAAUUUUUUUUUUUUGAUAUGUACUCAAUUUUUUUGGCCUCCUCGAGCGCAGUCUCUGUGUGGUUCGGUCUAAGGAUGAGGGCGAGGAGACAGACGGUUGGGGAAAUUGAUUGCACUGCAGAGCGCAUAGCUCAGGCUGAUGGUUCCUCUGCAGUGACAUGGUGCGAGACGACAGCAGAGCCGCCAUUGAUUUCCUGAGAGAUGCUCCUUCCCAUCCCAGACUAGCUUUAACUUCUUUUGCUGAAAUAAAUGUGGAGCGUUUUACGGCGCUUUAGGUCAAGCAUUUCCAAAUACGAUAUGCUGAAUUUGUGUGUGUGAGCGUGUGGGUGUGUCUGAGACAGGGCAGAUGGUGUGAGAGAGAGGGAGAGAGAGCAAGCAGGAUGACGGUAUAUGUUAAAUGACUCAGUGUGGGGAAAGUGGAGAGGAGACACUAUCAGUCUUACGUUUCUGAUUCGCCAGUGGUGUUUUCAUAUCCUCAUCAGCUCAUGCUGUUCGCUUGUUCUUGGAUUCAAAUUUUUCUGUCGAGCUGAGGAAAACAUUUAUUCUACAAAGCACCUUUCACAAUGCUGGUUUAAAAUGGGUGCACAGCUGUGUUCACUGUAGUAAAGUUGAGUAUAAUAGCCUUGUUGACAUGGGAUCAAUUUCAGCAGGACCGUGUGCCUAUGAAUGUGAAAGAUUGCUGUAUUAAGGGUGCUGGCAAUUAUUUUUAGUUUAAGCUUUGGAGCAUUAUAAGAGGGGUCUUUUUCCUUUUUUUUUUUUUUUUUUUUAAAUCAUGUUUUAGUUCCUCAUGUUUUUUUAAUAAUGUUAUUAUAAUCUUGUCACACCAUUUAUAUGUUACGGUCCACAUUUCUUUCCAUGCCCAAGUUCCAUGAAACGGUCAUUUCUCUUUUUGUUUUUCAAUGUUUAAAACGUUGUAGCUUUGUGCCUGAAUGAGUUGUAGUCACUGUAUUCAAUGCACACCAUCCUAGUUUACCUCCAGUGGUGCCAUUUGUCUUCUACCCCCCUCCCCCCCCAUCGUUUUAUAUCCGCUAACUUAUGUAUUUGUGAAAAUGCUGACAUUUUACAAACAUCUAAUGUAAUGAGCUACCGUGUUAUUGUCUGGUUGAAUGACAGUUCUGUUUAAGGAAGGUGGCCUCUAAUCAGUGCUCUGUAUCCUGUUUUGGAGGGCAGCCCUUAUUUUCUGUAGUAUUGUAACAGUUUCUAUGUAUUCUCAUUAUUUCAUUUUUUUUUUUUUUUUAUCCGCAUUGCGUUCGCUCUCAGGUUAAGUCAGUCGUUCCUUUUUUUUUUUUAGCCUAGAUUUUAGCCACUGGGGCGAAAACGGAGAGUAUUAGAAAUCAGUAAUGUGCUUUAGACCAGUGUUUUGACAUGUUUGUAUGUAGCCCAGCUUAGGCUUUCUGGACAUGAGAAAUUGGCAUAAUAAUAAGAACUGUUUCAAAACCGGUGUACCACUACAUGAAAAACCACUGUGAGCUUUCCGUUAGUUACUGGGUUCCUGGAACAACAAUGGGUACUGGAUGUAUACGUAUAUUUUUCAGAGAUGCUCUAUUUUUUCACUUCUGUAGAAUGACUGAUGUUGAUUAUUCUAGAUACCGUGUCUAUUUAGUUGAGAAAGGGUCUUGUAGAUAUAAAGCGCAUGUCUUAUCGGGUCUGGUUUUUAUGUAUAUUAAAUGUGUAGCGCUCUCUCUGUCUCUCUAUAUAUGACCAAAUACUUUUAAGAUGGAUAUGAAUAGUAUUUGUUUCUUACAUUUUCCUAUCAGUGUAUCAAGUUUUUUUUUUUUUAAAAAAUAUGUUUGGACAGUAAACUUGGCAUUUGUGCCUUACCUGAGAACAAGAGAAUCUUCACAGCUUUUCUAGAAAUCUUUGGACUAGUCUGUGCAAUAUCUGCCUUAAACUUGUGAUGUGUCCUCCUUCUUUUUGUACAUUUCAGAGAAAUAAAGUACAAUUUUCAUAUACAUUGAAAUGUAUGUGUGCUUAUUACUGUGUUUGAGAGGAGUUAAUGGUGGGGGGAGCAUAAAUAUCACAGGCGGCUCUGUAAUAAACAAGAAUUGUGCCAAAUGAUUUAUAAUAAGGAAUCAAAUUUUAUUGAAUAAUAUAAGGAAAGUAACUGUCUCCCAAUAAAAGAUAGUGAUCAUUUCAAAUGUUGAUGUGAUGCAAGGGUUGCUCAGUGGUCCCAAAAUGACAGUCUGAUAUGUUUAAAAAAAAAAAAAAAAAAAAAGCAUGCUGAAAGUUAAGAAACAAAUUGGGUGAUGUUACACCCCAACCCUCAAAAGUAUUUUCUUCUUCAAUUUCCCUACAAUUAUGCUUUUUUUUUUUU